Messenger RNA from Pseudozyma hubeiensis SY62, 420 nucleotides. RefSeq lists its product as hypothetical. The coding region runs from base 1 to 420 and encodes 139 amino acids. Gene Ontology annotation, cellular component: ribosome; cytosolic large ribosomal subunit. Gene Ontology annotation, molecular function: ribonucleoprotein complex binding; protein kinase activator activity; structural constituent of ribosome. Lineage: Eukaryota; Fungi; Basidiomycota; Ustilaginomycetes; Ustilaginales; Ustilaginaceae. Gene Ontology annotation, biological process: cytoplasmic translation; translational elongation. The record is from RefSeq and is a predicted model, not a curated record. The transcript has 2 exons.
AUGGCAGAUUCGCAGUCAGUCGUCCAUUGCAGCACCCAAGCCGGGCGAGCCAACAUUCGAGUUCGCGAUCAGCCCUGGACCUCCUCCUUCUCCACCUAUCAAGACAUCACUCUCGAUAUCUCAAUCACCACACAGCACAUUCAAAAUGGCUUCCUCUCCGAGAAGAUCGUCCAGCUGACCACCGCCGCCGGUGUCGCCGUCGAGCCCAUCUGGGCCACCCUCAUGGCCAAGGCUCUCGAGGGUAAGGACGUCAAGGAGCUUCUCACCAACGUUGGUGGUGGAGGAGCUGCCAUCGCCGCCGCCCCUGCUGCUGGUGGUGCCGCCGCUGCCGGUGGUGCCGCCGAGGAGAAGAAGGAGGAGAAGAAGGAGGAGGAGAAGGAGGAGUCCGACGACGACAUGGGCUUCGGUCUCUUCGACUAA